ACGGCAAAUUCUCAGAAUGAGACAAGGCUUUCCCAGGGCAGUCAUUGGUUCUCUGGAUCUAUAAAGCAGGUUCAUCCAGAAACAGCCUCAGGUUUUUCUAUCCUGGAGAUAGCCAGAAGUGAAUGGGCAUGGAGCGGCGGGCAGCCGGGGAGCUGCGCGGCGUUGACGCGCUGCGGCGCCUCCAGGGGCUGCUGCUGGACCGCCGCGGGCGACUGCACGGCGAGCUGCUGCGCCUGCGCGAAGUGGCCCGGCGCCUCGAGCGCCUCCGCCGGCGCUCCCUGGCGGCCAACGUAGCGGGCAGCUCGCUGAGCGCCGCGGGCGCCGUGGCCGCCAUCGUGGGGCUCUCCCUCAGCCCCGUCACCCUGGGGGUCUCGCUUGUGGCAUCGGCCGUGGGGCUCGGGGUGGCCACCGCCGGAGGGGCCGUCACCAUCACGUCCGACCUCUCUCUGAUCUUCUGCAAUUCCCGGGAGCUGCGGAGGGUGCAGGAGAUCGCGGCCACCUGCCAGGACCAGAUGCGCGAGAUCCUGGGCUGCCUCGAGUUCUUCUGCCGCUCUCAAGGCCGCGGGGACCGCCAGCUGCUGCAGUGCGGGAGGAACGCCUCCAUCGCCCUGUACAACUCUGUCUACUUCAUCGUCUUCUUCGGCUCACGUGGCUUCCUCAUCCCCAGGCGGGCCGAGGGGGCCACCAAGGCUAGCCAGGCCGUGCUGAAGGCCAAGAUUCAGAAACUGGCAGAGAGCCUGGAGUCCUGCACGGGGGCUCUGGACGAACUCAGUGAGCAGCUGGAGUCCAGAGUCCAGCUCUGCACGAAGAGCAGGCGUGGCCACGACCUCAAGGUCUCAGCUGAGCAGCCGACAGGGCUGUUUUUCUGAGAACAUCCUUUCCCCCUAAUGACCACGGCCAGAAGCCAUCCCCAUGGGAUGCUCCAGAUUUGUAACUCCCCCAGGAAAACACCCAGUUGGGUCAGGAGCUGAAUGCAAAGGAUGAGAAAACCUGUUCUUGAAGUCGGGGGUGGGGGGAGUGUCGUCUCAUCCUCUUUUCCCAUCCCCGCGACAUCCUGGCUAGGGUUGAGUGCUAGGGACUUUUUACUUGCCUGAUCCUAGUGGGAUAUGUGACCUGAAGACUGUUUUUCCUUUAUCAGACCGCUCAGUCUUCCUGACCACCACUGGGCAAUCCCAUUUUGAAGUUGUGGGGUUCCUGCUGCUGCCCUGGUGGUUUGGGUCCAGGUUGGAGAGGGCGCGGACACCUCCACCCUCUGGGUCCUCUCUAAUCCCCAUUAGGCUUUACGAUCUUUAGGAUGCCUUUGAGAGGGGACACUAGCUUUAAAACCUCUCGUCUAGAGUUUCUGAGUACAAAGAACUCCAGAAUCCUGGGCAAAUCAGAGCCCCUGAGAACUGAGUAGGGUAACCUUCAUGACCCAAGAGAGGCCAGGCCCCUCAGCUGUCAGGCCGUCCCCACCCUGUCUCAGCCUGCCCAGUUCACAGAUCCAGACAAGGGUGGAGUGGGUGGAUGGCGCCAUCUAGGCCCCAGCCCCUUGCAGGAAGAAGCGGAAGCUAAGGAAGAUGAAGCGACUAACAGCUUCAUUUGCUGACAUCCUAGUGCAGAGAAGAGGGCAGUGGCUUUUGAAUUAGACAUUCCAGGGCCAGUUACAGGCUGUCACUAAUAUGUGACCUUGGCCACUUCAUCUCUCUGAGCCUUGGCUUUCUCGGUCUGCAAACCAGAUGCUGAAACCUCUGUUGUGAAGUAUGGAGUUAAAGUGCCAAGCACAGCAUCUGGUUCCCAAAGUGUGGCUCCUGGACUGCCAGCAUUAGCAUCAGCGGGGGAACUUGUUAGAAAGGCAGAUUCUUGGACUCAGCUCUCGAUUUAAGGAAUCAGAAAUUCUGGAGGUGAGGCCCAGCAACCUGUGUUUAAAAAGCCCUCAGGGUGAUUCUUUUACCUGCUAAGGUUUGAAAACCAAGGCAAUGGAUGUUGGUUUCUGAUCCCCUCCAUGAGCUUUCGUGAAGUCUCAUGGCCUCUCUAGGGGCUCCGUGGUCUCCAGAGUCAUUCACAGAAGGUCAAGGUCAGACUGUGUCCCAGAACUAGAAAGGAAGAAAAUGUGUUGCGGAAGGUGUGUGUGUUGGUGGGGGGGUUGUCCCGUGUCGGCGUCCUGGGGCGUCCUGGGUUGUCCACUGCGUCAACUAGGUAUGUAACAUAAUAAGCCCUGUAGAGGGCAGUGUUGCCCACUCAUUGUAGAAAGUGGUACAGAAGGGAACGUGAACUUCAUGGAAACUGACCAUUAUUACCUUCUCUGAAAACUGCCAGAACGUGUGUUUUUUAAAAAUGUGUUAUAAAUAUGUUAUUUAAUUACUGUUUAUUAUUUGCAUUUAGUUUUAUUUAAUCACCACACCCAUUUAGAAAAUAAUAGGAAUAGCAAGUGUCUGAAUGGGAGACUACUGAGGCUGUAUUCAAGAGAUGAAGCUGAGGGGGUGUGUGAGCUGGAAAUAGCAUUGCCAUCUUUUAUUUAAUCUCUCUCCUUCAGGGGAGAUUUUUGACUUGUGGGAUAUAGAAAUGAUGCAAGCAUAUUUAUCCUGAAGGUACUUUGCCAACAGAUUACCCUUGACCUGAAAAGAAAACCUAUUUAGCUCAGGGAAAAAAAAAAACAGAGGCAUGUGAAGGAAACACUCAGACUUGGAAUCCUGAUGUCCUAUGAAGUGACAUCUUAUGGGUUUAGACAAAACAGCUUGUGUUACAGAGGUGAUGUGUCAUAUUUUCACUUUGGGAGCUGUAAGAAAUCUGUAAGCUGUCUCUAAGAAAAUACUUAUAAUUUCUUCAAUUUCCAUUCCUACAACUGUAAUGUUGAAAUAUAUGUUGAAAACUUUUUGAGGCCACACACAUGCAACUUGGCUGUAUUAUUGAAUUGUUAACAUGCUUCAAAUCUACCCAGUCUUGCCUUAUGCUUCCCAAUGAUGGCAGUGUGUCUGAGGAAGAAUAAUUUCAGUGCUGGGGUAGGGAGGGGUUAGUGGUUGUAUUAUUAUUUUUUUCCUAUGAACUGCAAUCAAUCUGUGUUCUGGCUUAUGUUGAAGUUGGUACUGGUUUCUUUUUAAACUGGUGUCAUUUCCUAGAUGACAUUGUACCGAUGCUGACAUUUUAGAUCACCAGAAUGUACUUCACGUUGUUGUGUGUGUUAGGUCAUAAAGGUACAACUACUCCCUAACUCCAUUUUUUUAUUAAUGCUUAGGUGUGAAUUAUGGUCUUCCAAUGCAUGAGCUCUUCCCUAGAAAUAAACUGGGUAUUGUAGAAAGCAGCAGCACUGACUUUUCCUAUUAUUAAGGUAUUUUGAGUAUAUCAAAGUCCUAAACCCCCGAAGUCAUAAUUUCAGUGGCUCACUUUAUAUCCAAGGGAGAGUGUCUACUUUGGAACAAUACUUUGGAACAGUACAUAAGAGGGGCUCAACCAAUGCAUUUGAAUAAUUUAAUAAACUCUUAGCUAUAUCUUAAUAGGAAUAUGUUGAUCAUGAAAGAUUACCCUUCAUUUUAUGUGUCUGUUAUAAAGAUUGGAGGCUCUACCAGAAUUCAAGUUCAGCUAAGUGGAUCCUAGAAACAAGUAUUUAUUUAUUUCUUUUGUGGGAAUGUGAAUUAGGCUUUUCCCUAAGGCCUUCAUUCUAUAAACAAACAGAUUGAAAUGGUAUUUGUAAAGAGAAGAAAGGAGAAGGGUAUUUAGAUUACAAGCGUACUUCAGAAAAAUGUCCAAGUUUGAAAAAUAAAUAUUUGUCCUAAGGUU
Manis pentadactyla (Chinese pangolin) is the source of this 3756-nucleotide messenger RNA. It is a transcript of the gene APOLD1, whose product is annotated as apolipoprotein L domain containing 1. Gene Ontology annotation, biological process: lipid transport; lipoprotein metabolic process. The transcript has 2 exons. Gene Ontology annotation, molecular function: lipid binding. The coding region runs from base 123 to 869 and encodes 248 amino acids. The record is from RefSeq and is a predicted model, not a curated record. Gene Ontology annotation, cellular component: membrane; extracellular region. Lineage: Eukaryota; Metazoa; Chordata; Mammalia; Pholidota; Manidae.